This is a messenger RNA of Achroia grisella, 610 nucleotides long. RefSeq lists its product as uncharacterized. The record is from RefSeq and is a predicted model, not a curated record. The coding region runs from base 56 to 376 and encodes 106 amino acids. The transcript is spliced from 2 exons. Lineage: Eukaryota; Metazoa; Arthropoda; Insecta; Lepidoptera; Pyralidae.
CAAUCUAGUUAAAUCGACCUUUUACAACAACGUUUCACAAUUAGCAAACAUUACUAUGACUAAGGAGCUGAAUGAUACAAGUUUAUAUUGCAUGGAAUUUUUAAAGAACAACACUGUAUGCAUACUGAGAAGUCAUAUUAAAUUGUAUUACAUACCUCAUGAAGACGAUGAACACACGCAAGCUGGAACGUAUCAAAGUACUCAUAUAUUAACAGUCUGCCUGGUGGUAGUAGUUAUUACAUUAGUAGCGUUGCUGAUUGUGAUCUUCUUUCUGGUCUACAAGAAGAAACAACGUGAUCCACAGCCGCUGCCAGCUGAGGCGGCACAUUACAGUGUAGUGUACGACCAUUGGAUUAGACAGCGUCAUUGUCAGUAACAUGAAGACACAUUGUGACCAGGGUUGCCUUUACAUAUUUAGCCCCAUACGAAGAAAUAAAAAAUCUAAUAAAAAUCUAGUUAAUUUAGCUCAAUUUAAUUAACGAACCUGAGAACCCAUCACCAUAUACGUAGUAUAAGUUACUGGUUCAUUUUCUACGCGAUGUGCAACUAUAAUUAAAAUUUCUGAUUUUUAUCUCUUGUUUCUGAUUGUUUAUUACAUCUAAAUAUGUAA